Molecule: messenger RNA, 745 nt
Organism: Periconia digitata
Lineage: Eukaryota; Fungi; Ascomycota; Dothideomycetes; Pleosporales; Periconiaceae
Source: the annotation of a GenBank genome assembly
CGCUUCAAGACAGCCCAAACCCGGAGUCAUUGUCAACAACCACCCGACCUCCAAGUCUCGCCAGAAAGACAGCGACAAUGCAGUCCAAACACCUUCCUGCCGGAACGGUCUCGCCUUUCCAAGCAAAAAUCUAUGCCCUCGUACAGCAGAUUCCCGAGGGGAGAGUUUGCAGUUACGCCGCGCUAGCUAGAGCCGCAUCCUCCACCACCGCCACCACUUCUUCUCCUUCAGCUAAGUUAUCAAGCACACGCGCAAGCGUAAAAGGAAGAGGAACGACAGGGAAAUGCAGUCCAAGAGCCGUAGGCGGAGCAUUACGGAGGAACCCCUUUGCGCCUGAAGUUCCAUGUCAUCGGGUUCUGGGGAGUACGGGGUUCAUAGCAGGCUUCAAAGGUUCAUGGGACAAAACCCCUUCUACAACGAAAGACCUUCCAGGUAUGAGCAAUGGCGGCCUUGGCAUCACACAGAAUGAAAAACGUGCGUUGUUAAAGGAGGAAGGUGUCGAGUUUGAUGAGCGCGGGUUUUUGCUGGAUGCAGGGAGGAAGUGGUGGGAUGGGUUUGAUGUUGGGAAGCUGUGAUACGGGGGAGGGAAGGAAGGAAGGGAGGAGGGCGGCGCUGGGGCUGUCAUUACAUGCAUAGGGUAGUUCUUUGGGUUGUGGUGGAUAUGGUGGGGAGAGAACGGGAUAGUAUAGAUUCAUGUCAUAUUAAUAUCGUAAUACAUACACACCCCCUCAAGCAAAUAUCUAAC